Molecule: messenger RNA, 1924 nt
Organism: Blepharisma stoltei
Lineage: Eukaryota; Ciliophora; Heterotrichea; Heterotrichida; Blepharismidae
Source: the annotation of a GenBank genome assembly
AUGGAUGGAAUAUUUUAUGUAACCGAGUUCUUCUUUAUCAUACUGGGAUUCUCAUUGUACUGUUUAGUAAAUUCUGGGACAUUAGAAAAAUUAAAGGCCUUUAUUGUUCUUUUUAUCUUACUUUUAUCAAACUUUUUUUACUAUUUAGUUCAUUCAGAACUAAUAUUCAAAAUCGCUGAUACCACACCUGAAAACCCCAGUGACCCCGGUUAUUAUUUUAUCCGUUUAUACGGCCAUAUGCUGUGGCUGCUGUCUUUAUUCCUUGCUUUACAAGGAAUAGUAGGAGGCUUUUGACUUUUAAUAAUUAUAGACUAUGCAGGGCUUCUAUUUAUAGAAAAUAUAGCUGCUUCCUAUUGCGCAGCGUGGUAUGCCACAUUUAUGGUUUUAUUUCCAACAGCUCUUCUAGGAUUUACUUCACUUGAUUAUACAGCUCAUAUUUUUCACGAAGAUGGAAACGAAUCUAAUGAUAUUGGUAUGGUUUUAUGCAUGCUAUCUUAGAUAAUAAUAAUAAAAAUGGACAUGAGCUGUGCUCUCUAAUUAGAAACCUUCCUCUUCUGAAGAUAAACAUUAAAAUGGCGACACGCGUCAAACUGGCCUCUUGGAGCAACAGUCCAGACCUUAUGGCUAUGGCGAACUGGGAUGGAUUUGAGUCGAGAAUCGAGUGCAAGCUCAAGAGAUGUGUGUCAGGGGAGGUUUUGGCUGCUUUUCUGUGGUUUUGAAAUCGAGGAGCUGAAGAUUUGAGGACCCAUGGGCAUUCCUUUAUGGAGAAAGUGGGAUUUUCGUCCCAGGGAGUAGUCUUUUUCCUGUAGCUGUCGAAGGAAGGCACUUCAGCACCCUCGAGACUCUAGAAGUUGAUCCUUGGAAUCAAGCUACUCCAAUCGUCCGUAGCAGGACCGCAGAAAUCACACACCACCAUCCACUCAAGACUGAAAACACAAGGCAAGGAGGAGACAGAAGGUACGAGAAGUGCACCCGUUAUUGGAUAUAGACCAUCUGGGCUGGAGUCGAAAAGCGAUAGAAGGUUCCAUACGGGAUUCUUUGAUGAUUGCAUCGCCAAUAUGGCUAACACCUGACUUUAAAUAACCUAACUUAACCUCUUCUGAGGAUUUUUUAUUGUGGCGUUAGGUUUAUCUGGUAUAAAUAUUUGUGCAAAGUCUAGUCCGCUUCAGAACUGAAUUUACCUUGAGGGAAAAGGUGGGCUCAAAGUUAUAAAGGGAAAGCCCGCAUGAUCUACAGGCAACGUCUAGAUUAUCCUGGAACUUCCUAGAGUGAAACUGUGAGUUUCCCCUCCAUGAACGAGUAUAAAAAUUUAGCCCACCACGGAAAAUAAUACUUUUUAAAUUAUAUAUAAAUUUUAUAGUAAAAUUGUCUUUUUUCGAAAUUUAAACAAUUCCCAAUUUGCAAAAAUAAUUUAAUUUGUGCAAUUUAUGCUUUAAAAUGUAAUAUAUUUAAAAAAUAGAAACAGAAUUAGCUCAAGAUUUAAUUAUUUUUAUAUGAAAAUAUUUUUAAGGGUGGUUUUUUAAAACCCAAAAUAGUUUUUUUUUCCCCAAUUGUUCUGUUCGCUCACAGAGAGAUUAAUUAAGUCAGAACGCUAUUUUAUCUAUGACCUUUUCUUACUUUGUUGUUUCUAGUUUACCAUUUAAUUUUUAGCACUUGGUGAGCCUUAAAUGUCUCUAUUGGAUUCGCAAUUUCCUGAUAUAUCUUGAAUUAUCCGGCAAUAUGUAUCGAAACUUGGAGCUUUUUUCCAUAUCAGACUGCAAAAUUUGAAAGAAAACUAGCUACAAUUAUAAGAAACAUUAAGAAAUGAAAAAAGAAUAGCUUUAUUCAGCUUGUGUUUCUGUGCUUUUCUAUAUGAGCUUCAUACUCCUUAAUUACUUACAUUCUCCAUAAAAUAUCAGAAAAAAUCUUUGAAAUUGCAAGAUAA